Synchiropus splendidus (mandarinfish) is the source of this 2509-nucleotide messenger RNA. RefSeq names its product glucocorticoid modulatory element-binding protein 1-like. The coding region runs from base 108 to 1517 and encodes 469 amino acids. Lineage: Eukaryota; Metazoa; Chordata; Actinopteri; Syngnathiformes; Callionymidae. Gene Ontology annotation, cellular component: nucleus. Gene Ontology annotation, molecular function: RNA polymerase II cis-regulatory region sequence-specific DNA binding; DNA-binding transcription activator activity, RNA polymerase II-specific. The transcript is spliced from 10 exons. The record is from RefSeq and is a predicted model, not a curated record. Gene Ontology annotation, biological process: positive regulation of transcription by RNA polymerase II.
GGGACAGAUGCUCCUCUGAGUGCGGCACUGCGCAUGCGCCGGCCUGCCUGCCUGCCUGCUUCAGUCCGGGGAAGGAUGAAGGCUCCGCUUCUGCCAAGAGGGAUCUCAUGAUGGAGAAAGAAGAGGAGGAGGACUCCAGUGGCACCAAGACCCAGGUCGUAGUGCACCUGCAGCCCAUCCAGCAAGGGGGAAACCAUGACGCUGCAGGCACUGGGACUACAGUGCUGGCUGUAGAGGCGCAUCAUGACGACAGCGAAGAAGAAGGAGAGAAGAUGGAGUACGGCUACCCCAUCACCUGCGGGGAGAGCAGGGCUGUGUUGCUCUUCAAGAAAUUCGUCUGCCCGGGAAUCAACGUCAGAUGCGUGAAAUUUAAUGACCAGCUCAUCAGCCCCAAGCAGUUUGUCCACCUGGCGGGAAAAGCCACCCUCAAAGACUGGAAGCGAGCCAUCAGGCUGGGAGGCGUGAUGCUCAGGAAAAUGAUGGACUCUGGGCAGAUAGAUUUCUACCAGCACGACACGGUGUGCAGCAACACCUGCCGCAGCACCAAAUUUGACGUGCUGAUCAACAGCUCGCAGCUUCCUGCCGGGAUUUCAGUGCAGCCAAGUCCAGCCUGCCUGGCUCUGGACACCCUGGGAGGUCUGCUGCCUUCGCUGACAGAGGUCGGACAUGAAGUGGCGGAGCCGCUGGAGGACAAGCUGGGCUCAGCUGCAGAGUGGUGUCCCGGUCUGGCUGGACUCAUCAACACCAGCGCUGCCAACGGACACGCUUCAAAGAGAAAGAAGAGCAGCACACCAGAUGGAGGUGUGAGUCUCUGGAGGUGUGUGGCGGACUCGGGCCUGAUGGGGGACGUCCUGUCCAGCCUGCAGACUGAGUUCUUGGCGACUCUGAAAGGAGUUGAAGUUCGGAGUGAGAAGGACAACCUGCAGGAGACCGACGCCAUCUUGUUGAAUACCUUGUGUGAGAUGUUUGGGCUGCUGGACUCAGUGCGGCAGGCUGUGGGACACAAAUGUAGCCAGAACCUGGAGCACAGAGAAACGGCCGACAGUUUCGAAGGACAGAGGAAGAAGGUGAGAAGUCAUAAAUCCACAGCCAGUAAAACCCCACAGACCCUCCUGAACAGCUCGAGCCAGAACCUGCUCCCGACCGCCGUCAGCAACUCUGUGAUCCAGCCUCUGUCUCUCAUGGGCUUUUCUGCCACGUCAUACCCACAACUCCCCGUUAAUCCUCAUCACGGCACCCAUUUCUCUCCGUCUGGGAGCCGGUACCAGCCGGCUGCCAGCAGAGACGGUCGCCUGUGCAGACCUGAGGGGAAGCUUGAUGGCACUGAGGCCAGGAAGCCUGAGAAAGUCCACCGGCCGGGACACGACGGACGCUCGGGGACCCGCCAGGACUUUGGACAUGAGGGUGACAGGCUUCAGCAGGAGCCCCAAAAUGAGAAGCUGACGGAGACAGCAGUUCUCUGUGGUGUGGAAAAAGUAUUAGGAAGAAAAGCAUCCAAGAAAGUCAAAACAAAAUAAAAGGUGUCGGCGUUGAAACAUGCUGAUGAUGGUACAGUUUAUUUUUAGUACUGGAUUUCUCAUAUCGCACUCCUUUUUUCAGAGUGAUACUGAUAAAGUAACAUGACUUAUUCCCUCAAAAAGCCAAAUUGGUGCACCAUGUCUUGGUUGAAAGGUUAGAACCGCUCCUCAACACUGGUCAUGUGAUCAUGAUGAGACUGGAAUGAAACGCUAUCUUGUCUCCAGUAGUUUGAGAGUGAGGACCUCAGUCGUUCACCAGACACUGGGAGUACAUUCAGUUAGGACAGCAGACACAUCAUCUGCGCCCCCUGGAGGUAAAACACGGCCAUUUCAAAUGACAUUUUCAACCUGGAUCAAGUUCGUAUAGAGGGUUAGAUGAAGGCACCUGGACGUAGUUGUGGAUUUAGAAAGGUUUCCUUGGACUUCAAAGGGUCAAAGUUAGCAGUCACUCAUGAAUGCAGUAGUCCUCUAGCUCAGCUCUUGGAGAAUUUUCUGCGUGAGGAUCCCAUUUUGGUGAGUCUGUGUUAGUCUUCCAGCGCUGUCAGCAGGUUGGGCCCAAAAUUACUGACUAAUGUAACACACAAAUCUGCUGUUGUUCACUGUGCAUGUGGGAAUGUAGCCUUGCAACCCCUCCAGCCACUUGUAAAUAUGAUGAGUUUUCCUGUGUGACAAUCCUUUCUGAUGUAUUUAUUAUUUCUGGCGACAGCUGCCUUUGUUGUCUCCAUCAACGCACCAGGCGUGUGCUGGCCGAUGUCAUGAGUCUCUAAAUACAAAUCCAACAAACCAUAAAGUGGUGGAUGUUGUUUGCAAAUGUGACGAGGAUUUAUGAGAUGGAAGUCAACCUGUGAAAAGAGGUCAUGCAAAUGUAACUUAGUGAUUGUAAGAAUUAAAAUUGUGAAAAAGAAAUCAGGACAAUUCACUUGUAUAACAUAAGCUUAGCUCAGUGAUGGGCUGAUGAAGCUUCAUGAAACAGGAUUAUUAUUUCUAGUGCU